AUGGGUUUCUGGUGGGUGGGGGGUUACAAGGACAGAGAAGGAAUGGGAGGAUUUGGUGCGACUGGGGGAGAAGGGAUGGGUAGGGAAAAGAUUCACGUUGCUCUUUGCGUUCAGAAUGCAGCACUGCAGUUUAUUAAAGCUGGUGCUGGUGAUCAAUCCAAUGAAAAUCCAGGACAGGAUGAAUACAAGCUGUCUGAAGAUGCCAGAACUGCAGGUUUGAGCAUUCACCCAGAUGUGUGGCCAUGA
Messenger RNA from Prunus armeniaca (apricot), 246 nucleotides. Lineage: Eukaryota; Viridiplantae; Streptophyta; Magnoliopsida; Rosales; Rosaceae. The record is from the annotation of a GenBank genome assembly.